This is a messenger RNA of Notothenia coriiceps (black rockcod), 1874 nucleotides long. RefSeq names its product transcription factor AP-2 gamma (activating enhancer binding protein 2 gamma) (gene tfap2c). Gene Ontology annotation, molecular function: DNA-binding transcription factor activity, RNA polymerase II-specific; RNA polymerase II transcription regulatory region sequence-specific DNA binding. The coding region runs from base 306 to 1706 and encodes 466 amino acids. The record is from RefSeq and is a predicted model, not a curated record. Gene Ontology annotation, cellular component: nucleus. Lineage: Eukaryota; Metazoa; Chordata; Actinopteri; Perciformes; Nototheniidae. Gene Ontology annotation, biological process: anatomical structure development; regulation of transcription by RNA polymerase II; regulation of cell population proliferation. The transcript has 8 exons.
CUUCCACAACAGAACUAUAGAACACAUUGAACGGACAGGGGGAGGAAAUAUUGCUUGACAACGAUCAUUUUCUCCCAUAGUGGCUGUUGGAAACUCAUAUGUGUUUGGAUUGUCAGUCGGUCGGUCAGUUCGUCACUUUAGCCCACACCUGCAACUUCGCCUCUUCAGCUCAACAACAAGGUGGUUCAUGAUCACCAGGAAGCUCUUGAUUUCUUCAUACCUGGAUUAACUAAAGGCGACAAGAUAUUUUUUCUUUCUCUUUUGCUCUUUUUCUUUUGUAACAGAGAACUUUUUUCUCUGACAAAAUGCUGUGGAAAUUAGCCGACAACGUGAAGUAUGAGGAUGACUGUGAGGAAAGGCACGACGGAAACAGCAAUGGGAACCCCCGGCUGCCUCACCUGCCAGCGGUCAGCCAGCACCUCUACAGCCCGUCUCCCUCCCUCUCACACUCGGCCAGUUCGGACUUCCAGCCGCCGUACUUCCCGCCUCCGUACCAGCCCAUCUCCUACCCGCAGUCCAGUGACCCCUACUCGCACCUCGGCGACCCUUUCAACAUCAACUCGCUGCACCAGUCUCCGUCUUCGAACCAGCAGCAAUGGCCCGGGCGACAGGGCCAGGAUGGGCUCGGUGGGCAUGGGAGGAGCGGCCUGGCGAGUCAGAUCCUGGGCCUGGAUGGUUCCUCCGGAGUGAGGAGGGAAGGCUUCCGCCGGCCGGAGCUGCUGCCCCCGCACGUGCACAGCAUAGAGUCGUCGGGUAUUGGUGACAUGGGAAUGCACGACAUGGUUCACGGGAUGGAUGACGUUCAACAUGAUGACCACAGUAUUAUUAUGGCUGACCAGACAGUCAUCAAAAAAGUAUUAGGACUACGAGGUGGCAGGAACCUUGAUCGCUUACAGAGGACUUAUUAUCAGGGGGGAAUUCUUGCGGGGCCUGUCAGCCUACCCAAAGGCAACGCGUUGUGUCUUCCUUUCCAGAAAGAGUCCCUGCUGGGCAUGGUAUCAAACCCCACAGAGGUGUUCUGCUCCGUACCGGGCCGUCUCUCCUUGCUGAGCUCCACAUCCAAGUACAAGGUUACCGUGGCCGAGGUCCAGAGACGUCUGUCACCCCCUGAGUGCCUGAAUGCAUCGCUCCUGGGAGGGGUUUUACGCAGAGCCAAGUCAAAAAAUGGAGGUCGCUCUCUGAGAGAAAAGCUGGAUAAGAUUGGGCUCAACCUGCCUGCAGGAAGAAGGAAAGCAGCCAAUGUCACUCUACUCACCUCACUAGUAGAAGGUGAAGCAGUUCAUUUAGCAAGAGACUUUGGCUACGUGUGUGAGACAGAGUUCCCUGCAAAGGCAAUUGCUGAAUACCUGGGCAGGCCGCACGUGGAACGCAACGAGGUUAACUCUCGCAAGAACAUGCUGCUCGCUGCCAAGAAUAUCUGUAAGGAGUUCACUGACCUGCUAACUCAGGACCGAUCGCCUCUGGGAAAUUCCCGGCCCGCCCCCAUCAUGGAGCCUGGAAUCCAAGGCUGCCUGACCCACUUCAGCCUCAUCACUCACGGCUUUGGAUCUCCCGCCAUCUGCGCCGCCAUGACCUCGCUUCAGAACUACCUGAACGAGGCGCUCAAACAAGUGGACAAGAUGUACCUGAACUCUGGCAGCGACACCCAGGGAUCCUCAGACAGUGGAAGCAAAUCUGCCGACAAAAUGGACAAGCACAGGAAAUGAGAGCUCAAGGGAGAAUCCUUAUGAACUUGAGAACCCCUGAGUCCCUUAAUCUUGCUGCCCUGUCUGCCCUUUUGGACUUCAAAAUAAGAAAUCAAUAUUGAUUGAUUGAUUGAUUGAUUGAUUGUGUGUGUGUGUGUGUGUGUGUGUGUGUGUGUGUGUGUGUGUGUG